CGUAUCCCUCUGUCAGUCGGCUCUCUUUGUCUUCCCAAUUUAUGUUUCUAAUUUUCUCACACAAUCCUUUUCCAUAAAAUCUUACUAAAUCUCUCUUUCUCUCUCUAAAACUCACAUUACACAGCACUCUGCUGCAAAAUUGCUUGAAGCUCUGUCUCUCUGCGGACAUUGCAAAUAUUCUCGAGAAAUUUCAAAACUUUCCCUAGAAAAUCCAAAGCGUGUUUUCAUAUUUUGCUCACUGUCCAAAUGGGUAUCUAAAGCUUGAAUCUUCUGCUUCAGUGGCGGAGAAAAGUUACAAUGGAAGGUGGAAAAGGCGUGGGGGAGAAGAAAGGAACAAACGAUGUGGUUUUGCAGAUUUCGGGCGGAGAAGAACACACGAGAUACAGUAACGAAAUCAGAGACUCGAAUCUCCAGCUGACAGAGCUUCAGAGCCUCAGGGUCUCCGGCUCUGCUUCUCCAGAAAUCCCAAAGCCGAGUCCCUCGCCGCCGAAAAUCCCAGCCGAAACCACUUCCCGGCGAGCUUCGUUUUCCCGGUCCGCGUUCUCGAAGCCCAAGUCCAGGUUCGUGGAGCCGGUUUCUCCUGCUGAAAAGAAGGCGACCGACGAAAUUCCCCAGUUGAAGUCAACUGCUAAUUCCCCCAAUGUGUCAUCCAGCGGGGAGGACGACGAUGAGGAGGUUUACAAGAUUGCAAGGCUUAAGGUGCGUGAGAAGUGUGGUAAGAAGAUGAAAAAGUUGGCACUAAUUGAGUUGAUUGCAUUUGUUUGUAUUGUUGGGUUUUUGAUUGCUUGCUUAACUGUUCCUAAGUUGGAAAAGAAGAUGUAUUGGGGGUUGGAAUUGUGGAAAUGGUCUGUCUUGGUGUUGGUUGUUUUGUGUGGUGGAUUGGUCACAGAAUGGUUUAUCAAUGUUCUGGUUUUCGUGAUUGAGUUGAACUUUUUGCUUAAGAAGAAUGUUCUGUAUUUCGUUAACGGGUUGAAGAGAAGCGUACAGAUUUUUAUUUGGUUGGGUUUGGUUCUUCUGGCAUGGGGUUUGUUGUUCCACCGCGGAGUGAAGAGGUCAAGGAAAACCUCUAGGAUUCUAGGCUACGUUACAAGGGGUCUGGCUUCGUGUCUAAUUGGAGCGGGCAUAUGGCUGGUGAAGAAUUUGUUUGUCAAAGUGGUAGCUUCUUUGUUUCAAUGCAAUAGAUUCUUUGAUCGGAUUCAAGAAUCAAUUUUUCAUCAGUAUGUUGUCCGCACUCUUUCCUGGAUUUCUCUGAUGGAAAGGUGUAAACAAGUCAGGAAGAUCCCAAGUAGGGGCCAGUUGAGUUUCAAAAAUUUGAAGGGAGGGAAAAAGGAGGGGAAGGGCGGGCUCAAAGAAGAGGUGAUUGAUGUAGAAAAGCUAAAAAAGAUGAACCAAAAGAAAAUUUCUGCUCGGACCUUGAAAGGGUUGAUUAACGUGGUAAGGAGUUCCGGGCUAUUUACCAUCUCCGACACACUUGAGAGCGAGGAGAGUGAGCAGAAAGGUAAGGAGAUUACCAGCGAGCAGGAAGCAAAGGAUGUGGCUAAACAUAUUUUCCAGAAUGUCGCCAACCAUGGCGAGCACAUUGAGAAAGAGAUCCUCUUGAACCACAUGAAAAAGGAGGAGGUCGACAAUGUAUUACAUCUGUUUGAAGGGGCACCAGAAACUGGCAAGAUCAAGAAAAAAGCUUUUAAGAAGUGGCUGGUGAAAGUCUACCUUGAACGCAAAUCGCUCUCACGUUCGUUACAUGACAGUAAAACAGCGAUAGAGGAGCUGAACAGGCUUGCCUCAGGGGUUUUUCUUCUUGUGAUCAUCAUCGUGUGGCUACUUAUGAUGGGAUUUUUGACAACCAACAUACUGGUCUUUAUAUCAUCUCAGCUUUUACUGAUGGCCUUUGUAUUUGGUAAUACUGCUAAAACUGUGUUUGAAGCAAUCAUUUUCGUCUUUGUGAGGCACCCUUUUGAUGUAGGGGACCGUUGUGUCGUUGAUGGAGUACAGCUCGUAGUCGAAGAGAUGAACAUAAUGACAACGAUCUUCCUAAGAUAUGACAACGAGAUAAUUUCCUAUCCAAAUUCGGUACUGGCUUCUAAACCCAUCAGCAACUUCUCCAGGAGUCCGGAUAUGGGUGAUUCUGUUGAAUUUGCUGUUCACGUUUCUACAACGGCUGAUACUAUUGUGGCUCUAAAAGCCAGAAUAAAAGAGUACUUGGACAGCAAGAGUCAGCACUGGCGUCCUGCCCAUAGCGUGGUGGUUAAGGAUAUUGAGGACGUCAACAAAAUGAAAAUGGCUCUUUAUGUUACGCAUACCAUGAACUUUCAUAACUACCCAGAAAAGAGCAGUAGGAGAUCGGAUUUGGUCUUAGAGCUGAAGAAAAUAUUUGAAGAUCUCGGUAUAAAAUAUAAACUCCUGCCUCAAGAAGUUCAUCUCCGCUAUGUCGGAUCAUCCACUGCAGAACUUCCACCAAUGUAGCAGUGAUUUUUCGUUGUGUAUGCUGCAAGUAUGUACCCUUAUGUUGGAUUUGGCAUUAAAUCAAUAUGCCUAAACUAAAACAAAAUUAGGAUAUCUUGGACGCAAGAUAUUUGGAUUUGUGUUUCCUAGUUGGUUUGGGAUUUGGUUUUAGUAUAGGACUAGCUAUUAGUACACACGCGUUGCUACAGGUUUUUAAACUGUAUAAAACAUGUAGAAAGUUAUGAUGCAUAUACAUGAUAGACAUUAUUUACA
Messenger RNA from Malus domestica (apple), 2715 nucleotides. RefSeq names its product mechanosensitive ion channel protein 10-like. The record is from RefSeq and is a predicted model, not a curated record. NCBI's taxonomy places the organism in Eukaryota, Viridiplantae, Streptophyta, Magnoliopsida, Rosales, Rosaceae. Gene Ontology annotation, biological process: transmembrane transport; detection of mechanical stimulus; monoatomic anion transport. Gene Ontology annotation, molecular function: mechanosensitive monoatomic ion channel activity. Gene Ontology annotation, cellular component: plasma membrane.